AUGAAGAUUGGAUUUAUUGGCGCUGGAAAGAUGGCACAGGCAUUGGCCAGAGGACUAAUAAAUUCUGGACGUUAUCCUUCACAAAAUUUGAUGGCUAGUUGCCCUAAGAAGCUUGGAAUUAAUACAACACAUGAUAAUUCACAAGUUGCUCGUGAAAAUGAUGUGGUGAUUCUGGCAGUUAAACCAACUAUUGUGUCUAAAGUUGCUUCGGGCAUCACCAUACGCUACAUUGAGCAGUUAUUGCCUUCGAAAUCCCGAAUUGUUCGUGUAAUGCCAAACACUCCUGUAGUUGUAGGAGCUGGUGCUUCAGCUUAUAGCAUGGGUGAUUCCCAAAUCGUUCAAGAUCUUCUAUCAACCGUUGGUUAUGCUGUUGAGCUUCCUGAAAUACACAUUGAUCCUGUUACAGGACUAAGUGGAAGUGGACCAUCUUAUGGAUUACCAAGAGAUCUCUCAAUGAAAUUAGCAGCAAUGACUCUAUAUGGUGCUGCAAAAAUGUUUUUAGAGACUGGAGAACAUCCUGCAAUACUUAAAGAGGCUAUUCAAAGCCCUGGUGGGAGCACAAUUUUUGGCAUGCAUGAAUUAGAAAAGGGUGGUUUGCGCGGCCUUUUAAUCAAUGCAGUCGAAGCUGGUGCCGAGCGUUCCCGACACAUGGGCCAAACAUCUUUGCCACAUAGCCGAACGUCCGUAAUUUAUCGCAGUGAAAUUUAA
Messenger RNA from Meloidogyne enterolobii, 708 nucleotides. Lineage: Eukaryota; Metazoa; Nematoda; Chromadorea; Rhabditida; Meloidogynidae. The record is from the annotation of a GenBank genome assembly.